AUGGAAUCUAUCAAAAAGAACCAGGAAUAUGGAAACGCAGUGGGUAGACGAAGAUCCUUGAGAAAAACGGCGUCAAAAGGAGGUCGGAGUGCGGCGGUGGUCGGAGGACGACAAACGACGGACGGUGGAAGGCUAGCGACGGAUGGCGGUAGUGAAGGCUGUUUAAACGUUAUUGUAAAGAGUGGGGAUGAUUGUAGGCAAGAGCAUCUUUCUGUGCAGCUUCUCUCUCAUUUUUAUGAUAUCUUCCAAGAAGCAGGUCUUCCUCUAUGGUUGCGCCCUUAUGAAGUUUUGGUUACAUCUUCUUAUACAGCUCUUAUUGAAACAAUUCCAGAUACGGCUUCUCUUCAUUCUAUCAAAAGUAGAUAUCCCAAUGUAUCAAGCUUACGUGAAUUCUUUGCUGCUAAAUAUCUGGAAAAUUCUCCUAGUUUUAAAUUGGCACAGAGAAAUUUUGUUGAAAGUAUGGCUGGGUAUUCCCUUUUGUGCUAUCUUCUGCAGGUGAAGGAUAGGCAUAAUGGAAAUCUGCUACUGGAUGAAGAAGGUCACAUAAUACAUAUCGAUUUUGGCUUCAUGCUCUCCAAUUCACCUGGUAGUGUAAAUUUUGAGAGUGCACCAUUCAAAUUAACCCGUGAACUUCUUGAGGUCAUGGAUUCCGAUGCUGAGGGAGUUCCAAGUGAAUUUUUUGACUACUUUAAGGUAUUAUGCAUCCAAGGUUUCCUAACCUGCCGUAAGCAUGCAGGGCGCAUAAUUCUUGUUGUUGAAAUGUUGCAGGAUUCUGGUUACCCAUGCUUCAAAGGUGGUCCUCGAGGAAUACAAAAUUUAAGAAAACGGUUCCACUUAAGUCUGACAGAAGAGCAAUGUGUGUCAUUGGUGCUUUCCCUGAUCAGCAUCAGUUUAGAUGCAUGGCGGACACGGCAGUACGAUUAUUAUCAAAGGGUUUUGAAUGGAAUAUUGUGAAUUCAGAUCUCAUUUGGUGCCCCAUUCUUACAUGUUUGCUAAAAUCAGACUAGUGAAGAUUUUCAUACGAAAAAGAUGCCCAUUAUACAAGGAUGGUUCGCCAUGCAUC
Messenger RNA from Hibiscus syriacus, 1063 nucleotides. RefSeq names its product phosphatidylinositol 4-kinase beta 1-like. Gene Ontology annotation, cellular component: cytoplasm; membrane. Lineage: Eukaryota; Viridiplantae; Streptophyta; Magnoliopsida; Malvales; Malvaceae. The transcript is spliced from 10 exons. The record is from RefSeq and is a predicted model, not a curated record. Bases 1 to 954 code for a protein of 317 amino acids. Gene Ontology annotation, molecular function: 1-phosphatidylinositol 4-kinase activity. Gene Ontology annotation, biological process: phosphatidylinositol-mediated signaling; phosphatidylinositol phosphate biosynthetic process.